Messenger RNA from Protopolystoma xenopodis, 621 nucleotides. The record is from the annotation of a GenBank genome assembly. Lineage: Eukaryota; Metazoa; Platyhelminthes; Monogenea; Polystomatidea; Polystomatidae.
AUGGAUUCUGUCACUCGCCUCGGCGAAUCAUUUGCCCGAACUGCUUUAGAUUCAGCUGGUGUUGAAAGAGGCGGUGUAAAUUCCGGCAAUGAUUCGAAUAUAACCACAAGGCAACACUGUCUGACGCCGUCUGGUGAAAUUCAACUCGAUAAAGAGCCACGGGUUUUUGCUGCUUUUCGCCAACCCUAUCAUUCAAUGAAUACCAGUCUGGAGUCACCUGACUAUGAAGAACGUCCGACCAACGACCGACCCGAGCAGGCUCGACGGAGUCACUUAUCAGAGCAACUCAGUACAAGGCCGAUCACCGACUUUAUUAAUGGCGAUCGGUCUGAACUGCGAAUUGCCGGGCAUGGAAAUGAAGCGAAUCAAGUUUUCACUAAGCCAUCAACUAAGGUCUGUGAGGAAAGUCGAUAUGUCUGCAACGGUAUAGGGAGCGGGCGGCCUCACGCUUUGAGAGAUGGGCAUUUGGCUCAUAAUGGACUCAGUGCUCAUGAUAAUGGGGCAAUUAGGAGCCAGUUUGUCAAGUCUCUGGAACCUCCUGAAUCAGAUAGAGCAAAGAAGGUGAGCAUCUCAUUUUGCAAGCCACUUUUAUAUAUAGGCCUUAGUGCCUAUCUUACCUAG